Ochotona princeps (American pika) is the source of this 2419-nucleotide messenger RNA. It is a transcript of the gene SLC27A2, whose product is annotated as solute carrier family 27 member 2. Gene Ontology annotation, molecular function: very long-chain fatty acid-CoA ligase activity; long-chain fatty acid-CoA ligase activity; phytanate-CoA ligase activity. The transcript is spliced from 10 exons. Bases 281 to 2143 code for a protein of 620 amino acids. Gene Ontology annotation, cellular component: endoplasmic reticulum; peroxisomal membrane; endoplasmic reticulum membrane. NCBI's taxonomy places the organism in Eukaryota, Metazoa, Chordata, Mammalia, Lagomorpha, Ochotonidae. Gene Ontology annotation, biological process: long-chain fatty acid import into cell; very long-chain fatty acid catabolic process; bile acid biosynthetic process. The record is from RefSeq and is a predicted model, not a curated record.
UAGGGGGCGGGCCAGGAGCUCAGGUGGCUGCGCCCCACGAGGGGGCGGUCUCAGCGGGCGGGAACCCUAACCGGCCUACACGCCGGUCCACCUGCACGAGAGCCCUUGGCGCUGCCAGCUGUCCAGCAGCUGCGCCGUCGCCCCCAGCCUCACCGCGAGCCCCGCUGUGCGCCAGCAGCGCGCAGCCCUCCAGCCACCCGCCGGAACCCGCCCCAUCGCCACACUGCACUCCCGGAGUGCGCCCUCUGCCCUCACGGGGACAGAGGGUCUCGCCACCGUCAUGCUGCCGAUCAUCUACACCGUCCUGGCGGGGCUGCUGCUCCUGCCGCUGCUUGUGAACUUCUGCUGCCCCUACUUGUUCCAGGACUUACAGUAUUUCCUACGGGUGGUAAGGGUGGUGAGGCGGGCGCGCAGCAGCGGGAGGCGCCGGCCAGUGCACACCAUCCUGGGAGCCUUCCAGGAGAACGUACACCAAACUCCGCACAAGCCUUUCCUGCUCUUCAGGGAUGAGACAUUCACCUACACUCAAAUGGAUCGGCGCAGCAACCAGGUGGCACGGGCGCUGCAUGAUCGCCUGGAUCUGCGCCAGGGAGACUGCGUGGCGAUCUUUAUGGGCAAUGAGCCGGCCUACGUGUGGCUGUGGUUGGGUAUCCUCAAGGUGGGCUGUGCCAUGGCAUGUCUGAACUACAACAUCCGCGGCAAGUCCCUGUUGCACUGUUUUCAGUGCUGCGAGGCGAAGGUUCUGCUGGUCUCCCCAGAGCUUCAAGAAGCUAUUGAGGAAGUGCUGCCCAGCCUGAAGAAAGAUAAUGUCUCAGUCUAUUACGUGAGCAGAACUUCUGUCACGGACGGGAUUGGCUCUCUGCUGGACAAGGUGGAUGAAGCGUCAGCUGAACCCAUCCCAGAGUCCUGGAGGUCUGAAGUCACCUUUUCCACUCCUGCCUUAUAUAUUUAUACUUCGGGAACCACAGGCCUCCCAAAAGCUGCAACAAUCAAUCAUUACCGCCUUUGGAUAGGAACUGGCCUCAUGAUCACAAGUGGAGUGAAAUCAAAUGAUAUCAUCUACACAUCUCUGCCCUUGUACCACAGUGCUGCAAUGAUGAUUGGCUUGCAUGGAUGUAUCGUGACUGGUGCUACCAUUGCUUUGAGAGCCAAAUUUUCAGCCAGCCAGUUCUGGGAUGACUGUAGAAAAUACAAUGUCACUGUCAUUCAGUAUAUUGGUGAACUACUUCGGUACUUAUGCAACUCACCCCAGAAACCAAAUGAUCGUGACCAUAAGGUGAGAAAGGCAAUAGGAAAUGGCUUACGAGGAGACGUGUGGAGAGAAUUUACCAGGCGAUUUGGGGACAUUCACAUUUAUGAGUUCUAUGCUUCCACGGAAGGCAACAUUGGAUUUUUGAAUUACCCAAGAAAAGUCGGUGCUGUUGGAAAAGUAAACUACCUGCAGAGAAAAGUCGUAUCUUACAACCUGAUUAAAUAUGACGUGGAGAAAGAUGAACCUGUCCGUGAUGAAAAUGGAUAUUGCGUCCAAGUUCCCAAAGGCGAGGUCGGACUCCUGAUCUGCAAAAUUACACAAUUGACACCAUUUAAUGGCUAUGCCGGAGGGAAGACCCAGACAGAGAAGAAGAAGCUGAGAGAUGUCUUUGUGAAAGGAGAUGUCUAUUACAACAGUGGAGACCUCUUAAUGAUUGGCCACGAUAAUUUCAUCUACUUCCAUGACCGAGUUGGAGAUACAUUCCGGUGGAAGGGGGAAAAUGUGGCCACCACCGAAGUUGCCGACAUUGUGGGACUCGUUCCUUUCAUCCAGGAAGUCAACGUGUAUGGAGUGCCUGUGCCAGGUCAUGAGGGUCGGACUGGCAUGGCCUCAAUCAAGAUUAAAGAAAACCAUGAAUUCGAUGGAAAGAAGCUCUUUCAACAUGUUGUGGAUUACCUGCCUAAUUAUGCAAGGCCCAGGUUCCUCAGAAUUCAGGACACCAUUGAGAUCACUGGAACCUUCAAACACCGCAAAGUCACCCUCAUGGAGGAGGGCUUUAACCCUGCCGUCAUCACAGAUACCUUGUACUUCUUGGAUGAAGCAGCAAAAAUGUAUGUGCCCAUGACUCAAGAUAUUUAUGAUGCCAUAAGUAACAAAACCCUGAGACUUUGAGUACUUCCAAGACAAGAAUGUCUAGUUCCACAAAAACAACACUGAGUGGACUACUGCAGCCAUUUGAUAGAAUUCAGCUGUAAUUUGAUUGACAAUUGUGAGGUUCAAUUUUUUUUUUUUAGGAAAUUAUACAUACCAAUAACUAAACACUUUUCUAAUUACACCUGAACCUUUGCAAGUGAAGAGAUUUCAAGAUAAUUAUUUUCCAAGGUACAUCUAAUGUUUGUAUUUGCAAACUGAGAUCACUGGGGGGGGGGAGGGCAUUAUUUUUUUAAA